This is a messenger RNA of Ceratitis capitata (Mediterranean fruit fly), 1272 nucleotides long. RefSeq names its product zinc finger HIT domain-containing protein 2. The record is from RefSeq and is a predicted model, not a curated record. Lineage: Eukaryota; Metazoa; Arthropoda; Insecta; Diptera; Tephritidae. The coding region runs from base 118 to 1272 and encodes 384 amino acids. The transcript has 2 exons.
CUUUCCAUGAUUAGUCCCUGCAGAUGUCGCACCUAUUGAUUGUGAUUGUCAAUUUCUGUUUAUUUAUUAUUAAAUGUGUUUAUGUUUUUUGGUUGACGGAAUUAUUUUUAAUCAAUUAUGUCCUCAUCUUCAACUCUUUGCCAAUUCUGCCGAAGGGAUCAAUUUAAGUAUACCUGCCCGAAAUGUAACGCUUUAUAUUGUUCUGUAGACUGCUACAAAGCGCAAGAACAUUUAAAUUGCUCUGAAGAAUUUUAUAAGUCCUGUAUACAGGAGGAGCUGACUACCUCUGAACCGAGUUCACGAGAUGAAAUGAAAAAGAUGUAUGAUAUAUUGAAAAGAAUUCGUGAGACAGAUGCUGGGCUAGAACCAGAUUUUGCUGACCCAGUAGACUCUGAUGAUGAUGCGGAAGACGACAAUGAAGCUCGCGAAGAAAGUGUACUUGAUGAGGAUGAUGAUGAAACGCAAGAUGUUGACGAUAUUGCUGCACGCUUACAAAAUGUUGAUAUAAAUGAUGCUAAUGAGGUUUGGGAACGUUUGACAUCAGAGGAGCGUGCUGAGUUUAAAAAAAUGGUCGAAUGUGGCGAUAUAAUGAAAUUACUGCCUGGGUACAAACCAUGGUGGAUUGCUUCAAAAAAACCAAAAAUUGUAGAAAUUAAAAGCGUCAAAGAUAAUUUGCACGAUUAUACAUUGGGGCCUGUUAUUGAAAAAAAUAUAUCAAAGUUCUCUAUUAUUUGCAAAAAGACUCCAUCGCCAUGUUUGCAUUAUAAUUUAUGGAACAUAAUGUGUUCUUAUGCUUGUAUGGUUCGCUAUUUCAAUGGCGAACAUUUGACAAAUCCAAACGAAGCCGUUGCACAUUUGGUAAAUCUGAGUUUAACUUUGAAAUUCGGUACGAAUUUUGAAGAAGUGGAGGACGCCUUAGUAUCUGUGGAAAUGGAAGCAUUAACAACAAAAAUAGUUGGAGUCGAAGAAUCAGUAAAUAGGGAAAUGACCUCUUCGAUGGCAAGUCGAGAACAACUACAAUCAGAUGCGCGCUCGCUAAUGGCUUCAUGUCACAAUAAAUUGACCGCGCUAAGUGAUAUAUAUCGAUUAAUGGCAAUGGCUAGAAAUAAUUUAAAACAAAGUAAAACAACAAAGGAGAGUGACUUUUACAAAUUAUUUGCCGUUUGUAAUGGAAGCAUUGAGCUUGAUCGAAAGAAAUUGCAAUUUUUAUCAAAGAAAAUUGAAUUUCUAUUGUCAUAUGUAAAUCGUGAAAAUGAGGAAAAAUUAGAAUAA